GAUAAUGCCAUUGAUUAUCGUAAACGGACGGUCUGAAUUUAUCACUUAAAAGAGUCUCCUGUGUGAAUGCUGGGACCUUAAAUGCGUGUAAGCGACUCCCAUGUUCGGCACGUGGCGACAACCUUAUAGACAACGCAAUACAAAAUUCAUUUCUAAUCGAUUCCCGAUCCUCUCAGCCACCUCUACACCCGGCUCUUCACCACCACUUUCAGUUAUAAUGGAAGGAAAGAUUAAGACUCAAACUAUGGAUACUAUGCCUAAGGGGAACGAAGGUUCAUCUAUUAAGAUCAAGGUUCUGUUCUUUGCAAGAGCUCGAGAUCUGACUGGCCUGAGUGAGAUGCCAUUGGAGGUGUCAUCAGGUAGUUCUGCCCAUGAUUGUUUAAACGAUCUAGUUGCCAAGUUUCCUAGCUUGGAAGAGAUUCGUGGGUGCAUGGUUCUUGCCCUAAAUGAGGAAUACACCACCGAGUCCGCAACUGUUAAAGACAAAGAUGAGUUAGCCAUUAUCCCUCCCAUAAGUGGUGGCUAGCUAUUUUUCUUACGCAACUAUAACUGUAAAAUGUGUUCAUUCAAUGUUGUACCCCUGAUUUCAUGGAAAAAUUAUGUGGCUUUGAUUUUGUAUGUAACAUGGUUAGAAAUCUCCUGAUUAAGGUUUUAUAGCUCUUUUGCUUCUGUA
Alnus glutinosa is the source of this 673-nucleotide messenger RNA. Its product is annotated as molybdopterin synthase sulfur carrier subunit. Gene Ontology annotation, cellular component: cytosol. The transcript has 2 exons. Gene Ontology annotation, biological process: Mo-molybdopterin cofactor biosynthetic process. The record is from RefSeq and is a predicted model, not a curated record. The coding region runs from base 101 to 526 and encodes 141 amino acids. Lineage: Eukaryota; Viridiplantae; Streptophyta; Magnoliopsida; Fagales; Betulaceae.